This is a messenger RNA of Ceraceosorus bombacis, 1000 nucleotides long. The record is from the annotation of a GenBank genome assembly. Lineage: Eukaryota; Fungi; Basidiomycota; Exobasidiomycetes; Ceraceosorales; Ceraceosoraceae.
AUGGACGGCGGCGUGUCGGUCGACAAUGCGGAGGGCAGCAGGCAAGCGGGAAGUGCCCGCACGCCAGAUCUGACCUUGGAAGAUUUGGUGAGUAGCACUCUCUCGGCACCUUUGCUCAUCUGAGGAGGCUCGGGUUUUUGGGAGGCACCCGAAUCACAUGUGCAGUACUCAUGCGGACGUCUCCUACGUGCGUCUCUCUUCCCAGGUUCCCUCGGUCUCUGGAAGCUCAGACACAAGCAUUGGAAGCGGCUCCAGGUCCACCACUUCUUUUGAUCAUAGUACUGGUUCAGCUGUGCGCACGAGCAUUGUAAGUUGCAGACACCGUGUUUGAGACAGAGUCGGAUACUUGCGGGUUGUGGUGACUGUAUGCUGAUCUUGCACUCAAUGCAGCUCCUUCAACAGCCGCCGAGGGUUAGGGAUAAUCAACCCACUCCUCCUCGACGACGUUCAACAGAGGGCACCUUCCUGCCUCAUCGCGAGCUACUAGCUGCUCAAAGGCAGAUUAUUGAAGAGGUCCGCCGUCAUCUGACCUCUACAAUUGCUAGUCACCCAGCUCUUGAUACAGCAGUGCCAGAUGCAGCAGCUGCAAUCUCAAGCAGCUGGAGAGGGGGCUUGCUCGGUGGAACUUGAACUCCAGCUCACAUCAGCUUGCGACAACAAGGAAGGGUUUCUCAGACAAACCACCUCUUCUGCAGCUGCAAGGGAGCAAUGUCAGAAGCCCCACAUUGCUUUGCUGCGCAGGCAGCGCGAUGCGGCCAAAAGCCGCAAAGAGACUGCGGUGACUGCUCUCCGCGUUUGUCAUUCAACCUUGGCCAACACCUUGAGCCAGCUCGAUAGCGGCCAGACGCUGCUAGAGCGCAGUGAUCAUCAAGCUCUUGAUCAUCUCUUGGCGUUCCAGCGCAUCAACAAAGAGUUGUACAACAAGCUGACCUACACGCCUCAGGAGCUCGCAUCGGCGGAAGCAAGUGCACUCUCCCGCUCCGAGUUCAUCGAACUCUAG